CCUGAAAUACGUGGCAAAUUGUAUAUACCAGGUGCACCGCUUCCUACCGCCGCAUUGACGAAAUUGGCAGCAGCGAGGGACUUCGGAGCCACAGAGCCGUGGAGAAAUCACUCUCAGAAGCAACAGGCGAAUCUCGGAAGGAACAAGAUGGUCGCACACAAAGACGCAAGCUUCUUUGUUCACAGUGAAGCAAGUGUCCGCGAUGUUGCAGAGAAGGUGGUGGAAACACAGGAGGAAGACAAUUCUUUCUUUAUAUGUGAUCUGCUUGAACUGAAGAGAACGCUCGAGCUAUGGCGCCAGCAGCUACCAAGGGUGGUUCCCUAUUUCGCGAUAAAGUCGUGCACAGAUCGCAUCGUCAUUCGAACUCUGGCGAUGGAAGGAGUCAACUUUGACUGUUCGAACAAGAGAGAAAUUCAAGCUGUCCUGAGCGCUGGAGUAGACCCCAGCCGGAUCAUCUACGCAAACCCAGCAAAGCAGUCAUCUCACUUGGACUUUGCUGAAAGCACUGGCGUCACUUUGAUGACCUUUGACUGUUUGGAAGAGCUGCCGAAGAUUAAGGACAAGAACGCCAGGCUUCUGCUGAGAAUUUUACCACAAAGUGAAGAUCAGGAAGCGAGAAUGGCACGAAAAUACGGCUGUCGUUCUCCCGAAGCUGAACAUAUUCUACGUGUUGCCACUGACCAAGGCCACACUGUUGUCGGCAUUGCCUUUCAUAUUGGCGGAAGACAUUUCAAUUCCCAGAACUACCGUUUCGCCAUUGAGAAAGCGAGGCAUCUGUUCGACCGUGGCGCUCAGAUGGGAAUUAAAAUGACAGUGCUCGACAUCGGAGGAGGAUUUCAGGGAAGCACACGGAAGCGAGAUUCGUUCAUUCAAGUGUGUGAAACUGUGCGCUCAGCCUUGGAUGCGCACUUCCCGAGGUCCAGCGGCACGUACAUCAUGGCCGAGCCGGGGCAGUACAUGGUGACGUCCUCAUACACGCUGGCCGUCAAGGUGGUCGCCAAGAGGACGAGGGAAAUGAGCGUCGAUGGAGAACUCCGUCCGUACCACGACGUUUACGUAAACGACAGCAGAGAGAACUGUGUCCCCCGGGAAAAUUACGACAUCCUGGGCAUCGGAUAUCACCCGCUCAGCCCCCCGCACGAACGUGACUACAAGGACUUGACGACGCUGUGGGGAGCCACGUGCCACCCCUUGGACAAGUUCGAAGACCAGGUGCCCUUCUUCGAGGUGUCCGUGGGCGAGUGGCUCCUCAUGGACAACGUCGGUGCCUACGGGCUGGUCAGGGCGUGCGGCUUCAACGGAACCGGAUUCCCUCCGGUCCACUACAGGACCUCGGCGGACGACGUGCCUCGUGUAUGCAGCAUCAUCGAGGAGUCGCACAUGCUGCCGGGCUACAGUCAACCGCAGAGCGCCGUGAUGGAGGAGGCUCGCUGAGACGGCUCUUCAGGCCGUGCAGUUUCAUAUUAUGCUUAUACAUUAUACGGAGAUUACUAGAAAUAAAUGUGGCCGUGGUGUACGGAAAUUGUGGGAAUC
This is a messenger RNA of Dermacentor silvarum, 1533 nucleotides long. Its product is annotated as antizyme inhibitor 2-like. Lineage: Eukaryota; Metazoa; Arthropoda; Arachnida; Ixodida; Ixodidae. The coding region runs from base 148 to 1434 and encodes 428 amino acids. Gene Ontology annotation, molecular function: ornithine decarboxylase activity. Gene Ontology annotation, cellular component: cytoplasm. The record is from RefSeq and is a predicted model, not a curated record. The transcript has 10 exons.